Molecule: messenger RNA, 10498 nt
Organism: Callithrix jacchus (white-tufted-ear marmoset)
Lineage: Eukaryota; Metazoa; Chordata; Mammalia; Primates; Cebidae
Source: RefSeq, a predicted model, not a curated record
UAGAUAGAUAGAUAGAUAGAUAGAUAGAUAGAUAGAAACUCCUGAUGGUAUUUCAAAUUUAUUAGCUGCAGAAAUGGCAUUGGAAUCCCUGUAGAAUGAAUGCCUCUGUUUCCAUUCCCACUGUAUCCUCUAAAAUGUAAAAGAGUAUGGGUUACUGGGCUUGGUUAUUCACUGCCCAGAUCCAGGAGGGUUAUUAUGUGGGUGGUCUCAUUACCUUAGAUCACAUGAUAUCCCUUUAUUGUCAUCCCCUUUUUCUCAGGUGAAAAGGAAUGAGUUUCCAUCUACUCUGAACACUGGGACCUUUUCCAGUAGUCUAGCCCAACAGUGCCAGGGGUUAAAAGAGAUUUUGGUGAGACUGUCCCUUCCUGAUUACACAUCUUUCCCUGAUUUGUUUUGUGAAUGGCAUGGGGCCUGAGCCUCUCUCAUUGAAACAGAAAACCAGUGUUGAUAUGAUUGAGAUUCUCAGAUAUUCUCCAGGGCAGAAAUUAUGUUUUAUGGUAUGACUAAGAAGAAUAAAGCACUUUAAUUUAGGCCACUAAUUUACAGGCUUUGCUAUCGAUCAUUCUGUGCCUUUCGAUAUAUGUGGCUAGUACGGUUUGUAUACUUGUCCCCUCCAAUUCUCAUGUUGAAACGUGAUCCCGUAUUUUGGAGGUGGGGCCUGGGGGGAAAGUGUGGGUCCUGAGGGCAGAUCCCUCAUGAAUGGCUUGUGUGCCCUCCCUUUGUUAAUGAGUGAGUGCUCCCUCUGUUCACUCAAGAGCUGGUUGUUUAAAAGAGCCUAGAGUGUUCUUUCUCUUGCCAUGUGACAUGCCUCCUCACUCUUCACCUUCCACCAUGAUUAAAAGCCUCCUGAGUCCUCACCAAAAGCAGAUGCUGCUGCCAUGCUUCUUGUACAGUCUACAGAACCAUGAGCCCAAAUAAACCUCUUGUCUUCAUAAAUUACCCAGUCUCAGGUAUUCCCUUAUAGCAACGCAAAAUGAACUAACACCAUGGUGUAUCAGAUUUACCUGUGAGGAAACUCAGGUACAAAGGAUUAUGUAACCUUCCUGAGAUCACAUCUAUUGGCCAACUGAGAUUAGCCACCUGUCUUCUUGUUUUUUCAGCUUUUUCUUGGCAAUCUGCUUGAUAGUGCCUCGUUUCCCAAAACAAGCAUUACUUAUUGAGUAUAGCAUUACUUACUGAGUUAAUCUUCCUACGAAACCCUGCUUCCCUACUAUUUGUGCUUCCUGGCUGGAAGGUGUUUCACAAUAUGAGAUUUCCAUACCACACUGUUAGAGAAAGUAAGCUGGAUUAUAGGUCAUUCCUAAAUUGCACUUCCUGAAGUUUCUUCAUUAUUGCCCUGACCACAGAAAUAGAUGGGGAGGAGACUAUUUAGAAGUCCUCACCGGGUCUUUGUGCUGCUAAUGGUGCUGCCUUUACAUGUUUUCUGAGCCCUCACCUGCCAUUUCUGUUACCUGGUGACUGUAAAUGAGGGAUCAUAACCUCAUGUUCAGCAGUGGUUCCCUGACAGAUGAUACUGUUUCUGUAUUACGUGAAGAAAUUGGUGUAAUUAAACAACGUAUUUUAACUAAUGUUUUGUAGGAGGCAUGAUAUGAUUGGCAUUUCUAAUGGUAUUCUUCUCAAAUUAACACAUGCAAACAAUCAAACAAUUGCAAUGGCCCAGAAUAUAUAGGGUCUGCUACAACUAAUAGAUAAGCUGGUUAUCUUGCACAGGUUGUUAUCUCUCUAGUGAUGUUUUUGCUGUGAACCUCAUGUGUCUCUCAUAUAUACCAAUGCUACAUAAUGUAUUAUUUGAGCAAUAAUUUCAUAUCCUCCUCCUUCUUGCUCAAUGCCAAGGGCCAUGUCUGACUUGUUACCCCUUAAAAUCUGGGAGCCAACAUAAUAGAACGUUAAUAGGUAUUGAACAAGUGAAUGAGCAGAUGCUAAGACUAUACAGCAUCCAGCUCCUAAGAAAUAUUUGGGAUUCUUCCCAGGUAUUUCUGCCCCUGAGAAAGGACAGUAAAGGGUUAAUGUUCUCUGCAGGAGCAGGAGGGAUUUGGAUAUGGAUCUCAGCAGAGCUGCUGGAAUCACAUUCUUUCUGCUACUAUAGCAACAGGUUGAGAAUUCUGCCAGCCCUGCCUACGUUGGAAAUGCCUGUGUGCAGGCGACUUCAUUGUCUCAGGGGACAACUGUGUUUUCUAUGAUGUUUCAAUAAAGCAGCUUCUUUUUGGAGACAAAGAGAUCAGCACAAAGCAGGCGCUAAUAAUCAUGGAAAGGCAGAGCAAGAUCUUGUUUUGAUUGAAGAGACAUUUCCAAUCUUUUGUCCCUUGAAGGGGUGUUGAGUAAGGAAAGAAUUAAGGUUUCAUCUGUAGCCAGUAGCAUCUUUUACUGCCUUCUAAAGGAGGCCUCUCCUGAAAUCUAAUUCCUGGCAACAUUUCAAACCUUUCUCUUACUAUUAUUGCUUAGCAAGUAGAGUGAUAGUAAAAGCUCUUGCCUGUGUUCACGUCUAAAUUUGGAGAUGCCAGACUGGACCAGAAUGUAGGUUUUCCUCUGCAUUUACCAUUCUUCUAACCAACUCUGUACCUCGUCAUUUACUGAGAAAAUCUAACCAAGAAUGCAAAAUGGAGGUGUUAGGCCAGGUGCAGUGGUUCACCCCUGUAAUCCCAAGGCUUUGGGAGGCUGAGGUGGGAGGAUUGCUAGAGCCCAGGAGUUCAAAGCUGCAGUGAGCCAUGAUUGUGCCAUUUCACGCCACCUUGGGCAACAGAGUAAUCCCCCAUCUCUAAAAACAAAACAAAAUGAAAAAAGGACAUAUUAUUCUUUUUUUUUUUCACAUUUGUUGAUUUUUAUUCGUGAUCUCUUUUUCAAUACAAUUUACACCCUCAUCCCCAUUUCCAGUCUGAUUAUACAAGUGCUAAGUGGCAGAAAGGUCUGGAAUAAAUACAUCACAAAAAAGAGGCAAAGCUGUGAAACUAAGUUGCUUAUUUGGUGUAGCAGUGUUGUAAAGAGAAGAACAACGGGAAGCUACAGAGGAAAGUUGAUUAAAUGGUAUUAAGUUCCCGGGGCUUCACAGCAUGUAAUAAAAUGCGUCACCUCUUACUCAGGCCUGUUUCUUGUGAUCUCUGUAAGAGGCAGGGAAGGCUCAGGUGUGGUGAUAAUCAGAACUUAGGGCUAAUUGUGAUUCUUGCUGGGUUAAUGCAGAGAAUCAAUAGGCCUUAACUAUCACUUUAGAUUGAUGGAUCACUUUUCCACAGUACCAUGAGUACAUCUAAAUCUUGUUUUCACUUUGCAUGUCGGCCAGAAAAUCUGCCUGGUUCACUCUUUGUUGCUGGUUUACAAAUACAUUUUUGUCAAACAUACCUGGAUAUAUUGAUCUUUCUUCACAAACAGCACAGAAUUCAGUUUUUCGAAGCUUUUACCUUUAUCCCACUAUAGACCAUUUGAAUAUAGGAUAAGCCCUUUCAUCUUGUGUAAGUUUCAGGGCCCCAUUAUCACUGCCUUGAAGUUUGUGUGGCCACUGAAACUGCCAUUCUGGCAGUGUAGUCAGAAGAGCACUGGGUUGGGCACCAGAAGCCUGGAGGUCUUGUCCCACCAGGAAGUGGCCUUGGCCAGCUCAUAUGGGGAUUUUAAUUUCACUACAUGUAAAAUGAAAGACUUGGAUGAGAUUUCCAAAAUUUGUGUUGUAUCUCUUCCUACAUGCAAAAAAGCAGGAUUCCAGUUGUUUUAAAAGUAGAACAGGCUUUGCUUCAUUGAAGUCAUAAUUUGCAAGGCACUGGAGGGCUCUGUCGCUUACUCUUCCCUAACGCUUAAUCACACACCAUAUCACCUCUGUGCUUCACUGCUGCUUCAUCAGGGAAGCCUUCCUUGAACCUCAAGCUAGAUCAGGGCUUCCAGUUGAUGUUCCUAUAUAAAUUUGUUAUUUUCUUUCAUCAUACCUAACCACACUUGGUAAUGACCUGUUUCAUUGGUGUGUGUGUGUGUGUAUGUGUAUGUAUGUAUGUAUAUAUAUAUAUGUAUGGUUUUUUGUUUAUUUGUUUUUUGAUGCUCUGUCACCUGGGUUGGAGCCCAGUGGUGUGAUCUUGGCUCACUGCAACAUCCACCUCCUGGGUUAAAAUGAUUGUCUUGCCUCAGCCUCCAGAGUAGCUGGGAUUAUAGGCACCCGCCAUCAUGCCCGGCUAAUUUUUAUAAUUUUAAUAGACAUGGGGUUUCACCAUGUUGGCCAGAGUGGUCUCAAACUUCUGACCUCAAGUGAUCUACCCGCCUCGGCCUCCCAAAGUGUUGGGAUUACAGGAGUGAGCCACCGUGCCUGGUCUGGUUUUUUUUUUUUUUUUUUUUUAAUUAAUUUUCUCACUCACUGUAAGCCUAAAGACUUGUGAAGCAAGCGCCCAAUCUGUUUUGUUCACCAUCGUAUCUGCAUGUAGGAGUCAGGCAGUAAACAUUCACUGAAUGACAGAAGGUCUGUCAGGCUUUAUAGAGGGUCUAAAGAUGAUUCUAUCAUAGCCUCUGUCCUCAAGGAUCUUAAGAUUUACUUUCUCUGUUUUUCUUCUCUUCCUUUAUUAUCUACCCCUCGGACCCAAAAUAUGUUACUGGAAAUUAAAACAAAACAAAACUUUCUGGGUUCUUGUCCUCGAUCUGAUCAUGAGAUAGGUUUUGAUUUUCCUUGAUGGGACUAAUAAGUCUUUUGUGAGAAACCAUGGAAUGAGGCCAGGCCCUGAAGGAGAUUAUAGAAGAUAGUAUCUAGAAUGGAAAUUGUAGACAAAGAGAGAGAGAGGUAGGAAGGGAGGAGUACCAGGAAGACAAUGACAAGAAGAGCAAUGAAAGCAUGGGGCUUUGCCCAUUUAAUUAGUUUGCCUGUCAGAGUCCUUCUCUUUUGACUGCCAAGCCUUACAAGCAAGGACAUGUUUCUUAAAUAGAAUUCUUACCGGCAGUGUUGUGUAAUAGCACAAAGCAUUUGCUACCAAAAGAUGAUUACAUGCACACAAAAAGUUGUCUGAAUUGCAGAAAUUAUUUUGCUUUUAAAAAAUUACCAAUUUUCUGUUUUCUUUUCUUUCUUUCUUUUUUUUUUUUGAGACAGAGGCUUAUGUGUCACACAGGCUGGAUUGCAGUGGUGUGCAGUGGCUCACUGCAACCUCUGCCUCCUGGGUUCAAGUGAUUCUCAUGCCUCAGCCUCCUGAGUAGCUGGGAUUACAGGCAUGCAUCACCACGCCCAGCUAAUUUCUGUAUUUUUAGUCAAGACGGGGUUUUACCAUGUUGAUCAUGCUGUUCUCGAACUCCUGACCUCAGGUGAUCCACCUUGGCCUCCCAAAGUGCUGGGAUUACAGGUGUGAGCUACCGCGCCCGGCCAAAAAUUACCAAUUCUCAACAGGACUGGCAGGUUCCUGCAAACCAGUAGUUAUGAUCAGUACAAGCAAAUACGUCAUGAAGCCAGAGGUAGCCAUUACACCUGUUAUGUUUAAACAGUGAAAGGCAAUUUGAUUUUAAGCAGCAAGGCUAAGUCUAGAUCCUGGAGGGCAAGGGGGAGAAUUCCUUAGGUUGGAGAUACAAAGGAUAUUCAUCUGCUAAGUACAGGAGACGUGGGGAGAAGUUGAUUGAAUUAGAAGGUACAAAUUCUUUUAUUCUUUUUGAGUUUGCAAGUUACAGAGUAAGUAGUUCAGGGGAGUUUUUCUAUGCAAAUUCAGUUUCAGUAGAAAGCAUAAGCUCUGUACCUUCAAGAAGUGAAGCAGCCUCUGUGCUUUACCCUGAGGAUGGCUGUAGAUAAAAGAGUAUGGGCAGAUAAGACCAAUAAAAGCUUUCCUGACUUCUCUCCCUAAGAAUUUAGCUUUCAUGACAAAAGCCAGACUUGCUCUGCAUAGUUGUCAGAGGUCCCUUUUUGCCAGCAAAAAGGGUGUUAGUAGCCUGCCUUUUUAUGCCUGCUUAGUCCAGUUGGGAGCUUAGAUCCCAGCAGACUAUAUCCGUCCCAGAGUCAUUUCAGGAAAAGAAAAAUGACUAAGACAAUCACAUGAUCUCUCUUCUUUGAGGAAGAAGGAAUUUUAGCCAAGAAUGCAAGGUGGGCCUGUAGGCUUGAUACUCAUGCUGCACACAUGCUAUACACAGAAGCAUGUGCAUGUGAACACACACACGUGUGUCCGUUCUGCUUAUUCACUUACUUAUGAAGAGACAUGCCAUGUUGGCUAAAGACCAGGAAAUAAUUGUGUUGAGUUGAUAAGUAGCCAAAUCAUAAGGCUCACAUGUCUCAUCGGGCAAUAUUAAUUGGCCAAUCCUUCAUUUACAAAAAAUAUGCAAAACAAAAAUGUUUGAAUGUGGUGCUUUCCUAUCUGAUGUCCCCUGACUGGUUUCCAGAGAAAGUCUCCUGUAAGCAUUCUCUUUGUUUCCUAGGGAUCUGCUUCUUUCUAGACCUGUGGGAAAAAACACUUUAACAGAAUUAUUUACAAAGCCAAUCCCUUUCUUGUCAGUGGCAAAGCCUCUCUUAAAUUUCAGCUCUGUCACCUCCUAACUCUACAACUAGAAGCCGUUAUUUAACCUCUAUGCCUCAUUUUCUUCAAUUUUAUGUAGAGUUAAUAGAAUGUCUCUGUCACAGGAUUCGUGUGAGAAGGAAAUAAGAUCAUCUAAGAAAUCUUUUUUUGUACAGUACCUGGCUCCUAGUAUGAUUUUAAAAAUGGUUACCGUUUUUAAUAGAUACCUUGCAGAGAUAUUCAGCAUUUUCUUUUCUCCUUCAAGCUUCACAAAUUAGAAACACCCCUUGUGACAUUUGGUACUUCUCAAUAUCAGGGGUUCUGUUGGGGUAGGAGGAGAGGUGAGUAGGAGAGGCGGGCAGAGCAGAACAGAGAUGAUUAGGCAGGAAUGAGGGCGCAAGAGACCUUUUCCCAUACUCUUCUCCUGCCUCCCAUUCCUUACUCUUUCUGGUAUAUUAUACUGCUUCUUAACCUGUUGAUGGCUGGAUAUAAUACUAGGCGCAAUACAAAAAAGAAUAUAAACUCAGCCCUAUUAUCCAGGAAGUGGUCAUCUAAGUCCCAGGCUUACUCUCCCCUCUUCUCCUUGUCCAUAUACUUGCUGUUUAGCUCAAAUCCUAGCUCAAACCUACCCUGCGCACUGAUGCCUACUAGGGAACAAGUACUCAAGGGAUAUCAGUGGCACCUGUUGACUCACUGUAGAAGAGAGAAUUAGUCCUCGAAUCCUUUGCACUUAGAAGAAAACACCUAUGAAAAGUCAGAGAGCAAGUCACAUAUCAAACUUCCUGGAUGCUCCAUUUCCUCAGGACUUUCAGGCUUGAGGGGAAGGAAUGUGAAUCACUGGACCUGGAAAGAGGGCACAGGGGAGAGGAAACAGGAGGUUUCCUGUCCACCUCUGCUGUAAAAGAGGUAUCAGUGUAAUGCAGCAGAGUGUCCUGGUGCAUGGAAUAGGAGGGAUAAUUGAAUAGUAAAUGAGAUAUAUAUAAAGCAUAUCAUUUUAGGGCCCGCAUGUAGUAAGUCCUCAAUAAAUGUUAGCCAUAAUUCGUUUAUCGAUAACAUUUGGAUACUUAGCUGUUUGGAGGGCAAUUAGACUUCUCAGUCUUACGUAAACCUUACUAUCUGUUCCUAAUGCUGCCAGCCACUCACUUGUUGACCACAUUGAAUGGGGAGGAGAUGCUACUCACACUGGUCCAUCUAUCUGUACCUAGAGUUUCUCUUAGUUUUUCAUGGGUUGAAAUUAAAUGACCCAUUUUGAGUGUUCACAGAUACUGUUCUGUGUAAGAGAAAAAGUGUAUGACAAGCAGGCAUAUCACAAAACAAGUAGGCAGAUCUCCUGGCAAUGACUGCAGGAUGGCCUUAUACUUAUAUGUGUUUUAUCUUUAAUGUGAAUUUUUAUUUUACUGUUUCUUUUAUUUGUGUCUUAACAAAAGCAGUGUAAUACUCUUAAUUCAUUCUGGCCAAAGUUGGGUAGCUUACAUUGUUGUCUUUCAUAAUAUAAAGCAGAAGAAGAAUAGCCACGAAUUAUAGGGUUUUAAAGAAAGGAUGAAUUCAGGAUCAUCCAAUUCAGCCCCCUCAUUUUAAAAUGUGGAAAUUGAUUCCUAGGGUAUUAAAUAAUGGAUUUUCUUGGUGGCCAAAGGGCAGGUCUCCCAUCUCUAAAUCAGAGUACUGCAUAUAUGAUCUUUUGACCUGCUACUCUUCCAAAGUGACCAUGGACAUAGAACCAUUUGAGAACUGCUGUUUUGAAACGUAAGUGUGGUCAUCUAUGCAGAGGAUUCUCAAAUAAGGUAACACCACCUUUGGCCCAGGCUCUUCCUGUCUUUGGCACAUUGUCCCUAACUCUCUACAGGAAAUACAUGCCUGUCUAUUAUUUGGAAGAGGCAAUGAUGAUAGAAAGGAUGGUUCCUGUUUUCUUCCCUCUUUAGGUUACCUCCUCCACAAACUCUAUGCCCUUACAUACAAAAUCAUGAUCAAAACAAAAUAAGAUUCCUGAGCUCCAUGCACAGUCCUAGGGAUUGCCUAGAAAGAAUGUUUUAUAGUGGAACCUCAUCCUCUAGCUCUGCACUUCCAAGGAAGGGUCAGAUUUGCAGAGCAUAAGACCUAGGGAUUUAUUAAUAGAUUUUCUCAAGGAUAAUUAACUGGUUUAGAAAAUUCUCUAAGUAAAAUUGUAAAGUAUAUAUAAAUAAAUGAGAAGGUAAAAGUAUUUGGAGACAAUAAAUGUACAUUCAAGAUGUGAUAGCUAUUCUUCAAGCCAAGAUUUAGCAAAUUCUAGAAUUAUACAGACUAAAUUUUUUUCUCUAUCUAUAGAUUAUCUUUUUAGUAGCUCAGAUCCAGUAUUUGGUACCUCAUUGUUUGUUUAAAGCCAACAAUAACAGUAACUGUUAUCUAUCAAGCAACUGCCAUGUGCCAGUGUAAUUAAUGCUUUUCAUGAGAUCUCAUUUAAUUUGCAUAGUACUGUGAUUUAAGUAUGAUUUCCCUCAUUUAUUGAUAAGGAUACUGAGGCUCAGGAGUCAAGGUAACCAAUUUUUUUUUUUAGAAUUUUGACAACCUAUUUCCAUUCUCUUAGAAGCAGGGCAAAGCAAGAUUUUAGGCCAACACUGGAGAAAGGUUAAUCUGGUUGCUGAACCAAAUAAAGCACUCCUAUGAGAAGCCUAGACUGUUCUCCAUGACCCCAGAGUCCAGCCUUUUGGAAUAUUGAAGAGACAGCCUUUUAAAGCAGCCUUUCUCUCUCUAAUCCUUCCAUAACCCUUCCGUAUAUAUGUAUCUAUGGGUAAAACCAUGUCCUCUGGGCGACUCUGGUUGUCUCUUGAGAAUUUCUGUUUUCUCCUUCAGUUCUUUCAUUCUCCCUUGGACCAAUAGCUGCCCUCUCUUCUCCACUCCCUCCCCUGCCGAUGGGUUAUUAGGGAUGGAUGUAGAGUUGUAGCAUGAGUGGUUAGGACUUAUUAGACACCAACAUGGACACCGUUGAAUACAUGUCCCACCUUUAGCACAUAGAAUUCUGGGAUUAGGUUUUGUCUGCUCAGUGUUCUUUUAAAAAUAAUUUCUUACAAGGUGGACAGGCAUGAUUAUUGGGCCACCAAGGACAAAUUAUGAAAACAGAAUAUAUAGCCUGAAAGUAGAAUGUGGACCUUUAUACCCUGAAGCUCCUCCGUCAGUUAGAUUUGUAACAAAAAUUAAUAUGAAUGGAGUAAAUAAUUCCAGUGGGAUGGUAGAUGCCCAGAGCAUACCAGUGUUAGCAAAAUGGCAAAAUUCAUAUAGCAUUAAAGUUGUACUUCAAGAGCUAAGACGUCUAAUGAUGUCCAAAGAAAAUAUGAAGCUUCCACAGCCACCAGAAGGACAAACAUACAACAAUUAAUUUUAGUGGAUCUCAGACUUGUCUUAAAUCAACAAACUUCUACUCACGUUAAUGUCUUGAUUAAAUAUCACAAUGCAAAAUACUCACACAAUAAGUAAAAGAAUUCCAGCUGGUAAACAUAACCUGGACGUUUGUAAGAAUAUAUUUAAUAUAUGGACACCCAUUAUGUUUUCAGGUAACAGGAGGAAAAAUGCAGCACAAUUUUUUUUCUCUUGUUAAGGCACUGUCAUUUAGACAUAAACCUGGAGUACUCGAAAUAGAAUUCAGGUUUACAAGAUGAAAGCGUGUGGAGAAGUGUCAGGUGACAGUGGAAGCAUGUGUGUUUCUAAAAAGUAAAAAUCUCAAGAAAGAAAACAGAAAUGGCAUGCUUUAUCCAUCUUGCUUAGUGAAAGAGCUGCAGUUGAAAUUGUUUAAAAUGUAGCAGGUACAAUGAAUAUUGUCACAAAUGUGUUAAUUUUUGAAGCGGUGUGGGUGCUGACUGCUAGUAGUAUCAAAAAUAUGUUCAGGAUUGUUUUGAUACCUGUAUUUAUAAUAAAAAAUGUUGGGGGGAGUUGAUGAAUUUCUGUUAAGAGCUAUUCUUGUGUGUUACAUGUAACAGACAUGGUAAAUAUUUGUUUACAGUCUUUGUUUAACAAACCAUGCAUUUAAGUUUAAGUGAAGUCAACAAAAAUUGAGAUUUUGAGAUUAAAGUUAGUCUUAAAAUGUAAAUAAAAUGUGGAACUUG